CGCCGGGUCCCGCCCUUCAGCUGGAGCUCGCUGAUUGGUCGCUGGCGGCGCGGUUUCCAGGGUGACGAGAACGCCGCAGCCUUCUAAGCGAGGACCCGGAGCGCCUGCGCACUUGCUAGAUCGCGCGGCCGCUGGAGCCUGGAGAUGAAGCGUGUUUUCUCACUGCUAGACAAGGAUUGGCUUGGCGCACCAAUUCAGUUUUCUUGGCAAAAAACAUCAGGAAACUACCUUGCAGUAACAGGAGCUGAUCAUAUUGUGAAAAUCUUUGAUCGCCAUGGUCAAAAAAGAAGUGAAAUUAACUUGCCUGGUAACUGUGUUGCUAUGGAUUGGGAUAAAGAUGGAGAUAUCCUAGCAGUGAUUGCUGAGAAAUCUAGUUGGAUUUAUCUCUGGGAUGCCAACGCAAAUAAAACCAGCCAGUUAGACAGUGGCAUGAGGGAUCAAAUGUCUUUUCUUCUUUGGUCAAAAGUUGGAAGUUUCCUGGCUGUUGGGACUGUUAAAGGAAAUUUGCUCAUUUAUAAUCGUCAGACAUCUCGAAAGAUUCCUGUCCUUGGAAAACAUACUAAGAGAAUCACAUGUGGAUGUUGGAAUGCAGAAAAUCUGCUUGCUUUAGGUGGUGAAGAUAAAAUGAUCACAGUUAGUAACCAGGAAGGUGACACGAUAAGACAGACACCAGUGCGGUCAGAACCCAGCGACAUGCAGUUUUCCAUGAUGAAGACUGAUGACCGAAACUUUGCUGCCGAAAGCACAAUAAUUGGGGUGAUUGGCAAGAAAACUUUGUUUCUUCUUAAUCUGAGUGAGCCAGAAAACCCAGUGCACCUGGAAUUUCAGCAGUGCUAUGGCAACAUCGUCUGCUACAGUUGGUGUGGUGAUGGCUAUAUCAUGAUUGGUUUUUCCCGUGGAAUUUUUGUGGUCAUUUCUACUCACAUGCAAGAAAUUGGAAAAGAGGUAUUUCAGACUCGUGAACAUAAAGAUAGUCUAACCAGUAUCGCAGUAUCACAGACCCUCAACAAAGCUGCUACAUGUGGUGAUAACUGCAUUAAAAUCCAUGAAUUGUCAGAAUUAAAAGACAUGUAUGCCAUAAUCAACCUGGAUGAUGAAAAUAAAGGGUUGGGCACCUUGUCCUGGACAGAUGAUGGCCAGCUGCUGGCCUUGUCCACCCAAAGGGGUUCCCUCCAUGUUUUCCUCACCAAGCUCCCCAUCCUGGGGGACGCCUGCAGCACGAGGAUCGCGUAUCUCACCUCCCUCCUCGAGGUCACCGUCGCCAACCCCGUCGAAGGAGAGCUACCGAUCACCGUUGCCGUGGACGUGGAACCCAGCUUCGUGGCCGUCGGACUCUACCAUCUGGCUGUGGGGAUGAAUAACCGAGCUUGGUUUUAUGUCCUUGGAAAGAAUGCUGUUAAAAAAUUGAAAGAUAUGGAAUAUCUGGGGACGGUCACCAGCGUUUGCCUUCAUUCUGAUUAUGCUGCUGCGCUUUUUGAAGGCAAAGUCCAGUUACAUCUGAUAGAAAGUGAAAUCUUAGAUACUCAAGAAGAACGUGAAACUCGACUCUUCCCAGCAGUGGAUGAUAAGUGCCGUAUUUUAUGUCAUGCCUUAACUGCUGAUUUCCUCAUCUAUGGUACAGACACUGGUGUUAUUCAAUACUUCUACAUCGAAGACUGGCAAUUUGUUAAUGAUUAUCGACAUCCUGUUGGUGUGAAAAAGAUUUUUCCUGACCCAAAUGGGACUAGAUUAGUUUUCAUUGAUGAAAAAAGUGAUGGAUUUGUCUACUGUCCAGUUAAUGAUGCUACCUUUGAGAUUCCAGAUUUUUCGCCAACCAUUAAAGGUGUUCUUUGGGAAAACUGGCCAUUGGAUAAAGGUGUAUUUGUUGCUUAUGAUGAUGACAAGGUCUAUACCUAUGUCUUUCACAAGGACACUAUACAAGGAUCCAAGGUCAUUUUGGCUGGUGGCACCAAAGUUCCCUUCUCUCAUAAACCUUUGCUGUUAUAUAAUGGAGAGUUGACCUGCCAGACUCAGAGUGGGAAAAUAAACAACUUCUACCUGAGCACCCAUAGCUUCCUCGACAGCUUAAAAGAUGUGGGGCCUGAUGAGCUGAAACAAAUGCUGACGCAGAGUUUAAUGCUCAAAAGGUUUUCUGACGCGUGGGAAAUGUGCAGGGUUCUGAAGGAUCACGCUGCCUGGAAUGAGCUGGGCAGAGCCUGUCUCCAGCACAUGGAGGUGGAGUUCGCAAUCCGCGUCUAUCGGACAGUUGGAAAUGUCGGCAUGGUGAUGUCCUUAGAACAAAUAAAGGGCAUAGAGGACUACAAUCUCCUGGCCGGACACCUCGCCAUGUUUACCAACGAUUUCAACCUGGCUCAGGACCUGUACCUCGCGUCCAGCUGCCCUGUGGCGGCCCUAGAGAUGAGGAGGGAUUUACAGCAUUGGGACAGUGCUCUACAAUUGGCAAAGCGUUUAGCUCCAGACCAGAUACCAUUUAUAUCAAAAGAAUAUGCUAUUCAGCUUGAAUUCACGGGUGAUUAUGUAAAUGCUUUGGCUCAUUAUGAGAAAGGGAUAACAGGUGAUAAUAAGGAGCAUGAUGAAGUGUGUCUGGCCGGAGUGGCCCAGAUGUCCAUACGGAUGGGAGACAUCCGCCGAGGGGUUAACCAAGCCCUCAAGCACCCCAGCAGGGUCCUUAAAAGGGACUGUGGAGCCAUUCUGGAGAGUAUGAAGCAAUUUUCAGAAGCCGCCCAACUGUAUGAAAAAGGUCUCUACUAUGACAAAGCAGCGUCUGUUUACAUCCGCUGUAAGAACUGGGCAAAAGUUGGCGAGCUUCUCGCUCAUGUUUCUUCUCCCAAGAUUCACUUGCAGUAUGCCAAAGCGAAAGAAGCAGAUGGGAGGUACAAAGAAGCUAUUCUGGCUUAUGAGAAUGCCAAACAGUGGAACAGCGUGAUCCGCAUCUACCUGGAUCACCUCAACAAUCCCGAAAAGGCCGUCAGCAUCGUGAGAGAGACCCAGUCCCUGGAGGGAGCCAAAAUGGUAGCCAGGUUUUUCCUACAGUUAGGUGACUAUGGGUCUGCCAUCCAGUUUCUUGUUAUGUCCAAAUGUAAUAAUGAAGCUUUUACGCUGGCUCAGCAGCACAACAAAAUGGAAAUCUAUGCAGACAUUAUUGGUUCUGAAGACACUAGUAAUGAGGACUAUCAAAGCAUUGCCCUGUAUUUUGAAGGAGAAAAAAGACAUCUUCAGGCUGGAAAAUUCUUCUUGCUGUGUGGCCAGUAUUCACGGGCACUCAAACACUUCUUGAAGUGUCCAAACUCAGAAGACAACGUAGCAAUAGAAAUGGCGAUUGAAACCGUCGGUCAGGCAAAAGAUGAACUGCUGACCAAUCAGCUGAUAGACCACCUGAUGGGCGAGAGUGACGGCAUGCCCAAGGAUGCCAAGUACCUGUUCCGCUUGUACAUGGCCCUGAAACAAUACCAAGAUGCCGCCCGGACUGCCAUUGUCAUUGCCAGAGAAGAGCAGUCUGCAGGGAACUAUCGGAACGCACACGAUGUCCUCUUUGGCAUGUAUGCAGAACUUAAAUCCCAGAAGAUCAAAAUUCCCUCUGAGAUGGCCACCAACCUCAUGAUUCUGCACAGUUACAUACUCGUUAAGAUUCACGUUAAGAAUGGAGAUCAUAUGAAAGGAGCACGUAUGCUUAUUCGGGUGGCCAACAACAUUAGCAAAUUUCCGUCACACAUUGUGCCCAUCCUGACAUCAACUGUGAUCGAGUGCCACAGAGCAGGCCUGAAGAACUCUGCCUUCAGCUUUGCAGCUAUGUUGAUGAGACCUGAGUACCGCAACAAAAUAGAUGCCAAAUACAAAAAGAAGAUUGAAGCAAUGGUCAGGAGACCUGAUACAUCAGAAACAGAAGAAGCUACAACCCCAUGUCCAUUCUGUGCAUUUCUUCUCCCAGAGUGUGAACUCCUCUGUCCUGGAUGUAAAAAUAAUAUCCCGUAUUGCAUUGCAACCGGUCGACAUAUGUUGAAGGAUGAUUGGACGGUGUGUCCACAUUGCAACUUCCCUGCUCUAUACUCAGAACUGAAGAUCAUGUUGAACACUGAAAGCACAUGUCCUAUGUGUUCAGAGAGAUUAAACCUUAUUCAACUGAAAAAAAUCUCAGACUGUACCCAGUACCUGCGCACAGAGGUGGAGCAGUGAACAGGUGUGCAGACUAGAUAUUAUGUCCCUGAGAAGAAAGCAGGUUGAGUUCUAUGGAUUGAGACAUGGAUCAUCCCGGAUAAAUAUGACUGCUCCAGGUCACCACUAUCAACUUCUGUAGAAUGGCAAAACAGUGACAUAUAACCUUACUUGCUUAUUGUAUUUUGUAUAUUUCCUCUUCAAAGUCUUCCAUACUGUACACUCUGCACUGUUAAUAGUAACCUAUGACAUAAUUGUAAAUAUUUAGCAUUAUAACUUUUAUAUUUAAAAUAUCUCCUUUUAAAAUAAAAUUGUUGGCUAGAUAUGUUUUCCUGAACACAGAAAAAAAAUGCAAAGUAGCUUUGAAGCACACUAUGAAAUCCGGACGGCAUAGAUGUUAACAGAAUCAUUCGUAUCAGUACAUGCUUCCUUGCCAUCCAAAGCCAAUGUUAUCAAAGUAUGAUCAGGUGAAAGAAAUGAGUCAUCUAGCCUAGUGCUAAAUAAAUUUACAGUGCAGCCAUCAGCAUCUUAAGUAUUACAUACAUAUAAGCCUAGAGUGGACAAAGUACCAGGAAGGAUUUUACAGCAUCCACAUGCAGGAUGCCUCCAGUUUUAUGAUCUGUUCUUCCAUCUGAAAGGCUGGUUAGAGAACAGGCCCGAGGCCUUGCUAAGUGACUCACAAGUCCCCUAUUGUUAAUGCUGUAAGGUUAUAAGUCAUUAGGCACUUGGGAUUUGUAUUGGUAAGCACAUUGUAUUAGUCAUUCAUGAGCAAAACUGAGCCAGAACUUGUUUAGGAAACUUCUAUCAAGAGGUCCAAUAGAAUUUAACAAGGUGAAGGAUAAAUGUUUUAGUUUUAAUGGAUCUCAAAAAAAGCAAGUACAUUCACUAUUUUAUGCUACAAGGAUGGUAUGUGGCAUCUAGUAGCAUCAAUAAAGGUUCAAUCCCAACUCAGAACAUCUACCCGCCCUCACACCUGGUCAUGAGGGCUUUAGAGGAAUCAAACUGACCCAAGUUGUCAUCCUAAUAUUUUAAAGAGCAUAUUUACCAUUUCUAAUUCUAAAAGUUAUUUCUUUUAUACACAUGCAUUGUGUUUAGAGCAUUUAAUUUUUUUUUUUAAAGCCAAUGAACAAGUAAAGAACAUUAUUCACUGCUCUCACUUUCCUGGGAUGUAUAGCAACUAGGCAGACAUGACACGCAUAUCCAAAAGCAAUGGAAAUGGAAAAAUAUGCAUUAAGAUAGCCAUGCUCACCCCACUGGUCAAUCAAGGAAGGAAAUCUUCACUGAAGCAGAAGUUUCAAGCUGGACUUUAACAAAAAGAUGAGCAUGGCUGUGUAGGCAAAAAUUUAAGGCAAUAGUUUAUUCUCAUAACAAACUUAAUCUACAUGAAAAACAUGCUUCACAAUGGCAAAUACACUUUAAAUGUCAAGACUUUAGAAUCUUCUCCCAAAUGAGUUCCUUAAAGGCAGAGUAGAUAUCAUGAUUUUACAAUCCUCUUAGGACAUACCUUGAAGAAACAGCACAUACCUCUGAGCAUUUACUGACAAGAUAAAAACACAGCAAUACACCUGAAUUCCAAGUUAGUUACACAGCCUCAGGGCCCUUCAAGUACAGUUAUGGGGUACAACCUAAAAGUUCCAGUAGGGUUUGUAGAAUCCCUCCCAGGACAGAACCAGAUCUCUAGCAAAGUAAACAAAAAACGUGUUUAUUUUGCCCUAAAACCUAUUGGUUUGAACUAAUGGGUUGAUUCUGGAAGAUAAGAAGGUCUGGCAAUUACCUUACAGCCGCACACAACCUCUAGUAACAACAGAGGCCUCUCCGUGAAAUUCUAUUCAUAAUAGAUAUGGUCAGCAUUCAGAGGUAAACAAGUUGGGAAUUCAAGUUCUGACUCUUCAACUGCCAAAGAUGUUUCAUACAAAUGCUUAAUAAAGAAUAUAGUUAGUUUUUAUCCAGUCAUUUGCAAAUUAAAGAGUGUAAUGUACCAACAUAAUAUUUUACUGCACAAGAUGGCAAUCUUAAAAAGAAUUUGUACAUGUAUUAUGUGGAACAUUUUUAUCCCUAAUUUAUAUUUUGCAAGAUAUCUGACAAUGUACAAAGAAUGCCCAGUUCUGGGUGGUGAAUGUUUCGUAUUAUAAUUUAUUUACAAAGUUUCACCACAUAAUAGUUACUACCUUUAAAAAUAAAUCAGCAUUGGUCCUAUAUAAAAUAGGCCAUUAGGAAAAAUUCUUAGGCCUAUAAAAGUUAACUAAAACCUGACUCCAAUCAUUUUGAAGCACAAUCAUUAUAUUGACAGGGGACAAUGGCAGACCCAAACAGUCCUAUUAACCUCUAUAAGAGGUGUACAUUACCAACUGCUCAUAUCCUUGUAGCUGACCACUGUUUAUUUACAAUGGAAUCCCUAGGCUGUUCCAUUUUGCUAAAACAUGGUUCCUUUGGGGGGGAGGGGGCGGAGGGGAAGGCAUUCUAGACCCGCCAGACUGGUCAGCAAGAUGAGUAGAAAGUGGCUGAAAGAGUGAAAAGUUUCAUUUCUUUGAACUUUUUCCUUUUCCUUUUCUGGACUCCUUAUCUUUUUCUGAUUUUGAAGGCUUGGAAGAUUUUGUCUUUUUCUGUGGGGAGGGAAAUACACAAAAAUAGUUAAUUGCUAUGUUUAUAAGUAAAUUAAGUUUAUGUCUAUAAUAAAAUCUUUUCCUGCAACUUAAUAAAGAAGAAUGGUUGCAAACAUCCAUUUGAACUAUUGUUACCCUGAUGGGCUUUGCUUUCAAGCAACAACUGGGCUAGUUAUAGCCUUUGAAAGGCAGUAAAAAACUGAGA
Messenger RNA from Talpa occidentalis (Iberian mole), 6960 nucleotides. RefSeq names its product WD repeat domain 19 (gene WDR19). NCBI's taxonomy places the organism in Eukaryota, Metazoa, Chordata, Mammalia, Eulipotyphla, Talpidae. Gene Ontology annotation, biological process: intraciliary retrograde transport; cilium assembly. Bases 145 to 4173 code for a protein of 1342 amino acids. The transcript has 37 exons. Gene Ontology annotation, molecular function: protein binding. The record is from RefSeq and is a predicted model, not a curated record. Gene Ontology annotation, cellular component: cilium; intraciliary transport particle A.